GAGAACCGAAAUACGCGGAUAGCAAUUGUGGAGGGGUGACGUGUUUGCCACAUAUUUUUGGGGAGUUUCGUAGUCGACGUUCUCGUGUACGAUCCCAGCCGACCCAGCUGGGUAAAUAGAAUUCUGAACCGUUAAAACCCACUCCCCACGUCGCGGGGCGCAUGAAGGAGCACGAGAUGGAGAACGAGGUAGAAGGUGACACGCUGGCGCAGGGACAAACCCGCGAAUCCGCCAGCGGCGCCAGCCAGCAGCAGCAGUUACCGUACGAGAUCGCGGCAGCAAAUGUACGCUCCAGCUUGGCCGAGAUAGAAACGCAAACGUCAAAUCUACUGAACCGACUGGAAAACGUUCGGAACACGUCACACAAGAAGCUGGCAGGUGAGCAGUCCCUGACGCCGGCCGCGUCGCCUCCAGCGGCAACGUCGGAGGGUGACAAGACAACACAGCAGUCCAGCGGGCACGCGCGGCCACGGAAUGAGGGGCCACCGAAGCGAACACCUGCCGAGGUGAUGGAUCUUUUGGAGCGGUUGCUGCUCCGAUCGGUCAAUGGUAGCAGCAACGACGAGGAGGAACAGGACGAGUUCGUUCUGCCACCGCUGGACGAAGUAUCCCAUCUGGCCGUUCUGCAGCACGCCACCACCGCCUACCUGUGUUCACUCGAACGUCAGCAACUCGCUCGAGCCGCCGUCCGCCUCACAUCGGAUGCGUUGAAUUGGCAGGCGUCGCUGUUCAAAUUCCCCAUCACGAACAGUACCGGCUACUAUCGGGAUGAUGGCGAGUGCGUGCUGCAGGCACUGCGUAUGGCACUGAUCAACCAGCUGAACGACAAUCGGCUGCAACGCGUGCAGAGCGCCGCCGUCUAUCUGUCGGAGAUGGGGCAUCUAUUUACGAUGCAACACGCUUGCCGCUACCUCGGUCUGCCCAUUGCCUCCAUCCGGGUGGUACCGUGCAUCAAGACUGGCGACGCAGCCGGCCAAAUGGAUCUCGAAGAGCUGGAGCGGAUCAUAACAGGUGACGUGGCGGACGGGUGGCAGCCGUUAUUUCUAAUGGCCACAGCCGGCUCGCCGAUAACGGGCGCUUCCGACAAUAUCGCGCUGUUGAGCAUUAUCUGCGGUGCCCAUAAGAUGUGGCUGCACUGUCAGGGGCACGGGCUGGCUGCCUUUACCCUUUCCGACCACUUCACACCGAGCCCCAAAUGUAUGCCGACCUCCUUGACGCUUAGCCUCAAUAGUUGGUUCGGCGUGUCUGGCCUGCCGACAGUGCUCGUCUACCAGCAGUCCCGCAAUCGUGUAACGACGUUCUUCGACAACGAUCCGGUAACGGCAAACCGCAUCAACUGUCUUGGUACCUGGUCCGCACUGCAGGCGCUCGGCAACGAUGCAAUCACAGACCGUAUCUUUGCCGCGUUCGAUUCCUGUCGAUCGCUGUGCCAGCUGCUACUAGAAAUAGAAGGAAUCAGCGUGCUGAGCAAGGUGCUACCGGUGGGCUCGAGCGAGGAGUAUCGAGACAUGCUCGCCAAUGCGACCAAAUACAAUGAGUUGUUCGAGUUGGCAGUGCCGACGGUCGUGUUUCAGUUUGAUGGGCGCAACAGUACAGUAGCGGAGCCAAGCAACGACACUACGGCACCCCUAGAUGACAGGGAGGCAUUGUGCAUCGAAAAGACGACCGGCAAUGCGGGAUACUACGAUCGGCUAAACACUUGGCUCGGCCAGAUACUGAUGCGCGACUGUCCACCGCUGGCGCUCGAACUAAUCGAACACGAGAGCAAUGGGAUUUGUCUGCGCUAUUAUCCGUUUCUGCCCGGGUACGGGGAACAGUUGGUCGGUCGGGUAUCCAAGAUGGUAAGCGAGGCCGGCCAAUGCAUACGCACGCAGUGCGACAUCCUGCACGCUACCAUCCAGCACCGGGUGCGCUUCCAUCGGCUGGUGGAGGCGAGCGGCUCGCUACGCCCUAUCGAACUGCACGACUGGGCCGGGCUCGGUGGCGUACAAUACGUGCCGGAGGGCUGGGAUGCGAUGCUCACUGAUCAGACCAAGGCCGAGCUGAACAAGCUCAACUCGGCCCUGGUCGAUGAGCUGCAGCAGACGGAUGGUGCGUUUUCGCUCGGCGAGAGCAGUGAUGGGCUAAUCUGCGUCAGAUUCGGCAUGGUGACGAGCGAAACGGACAUCGAGGAACUGCUGGAACUGGUAAUCAGUACCGCCCGGUCGAUACAAGAGCAUUCCAAGAUCCUGGACACAAUGUCAGAGAUUCUGAAGAAGGGCAUCGAGGCGGCCACCAUGGAUCUGCAACGCGAAGCGGAGGAAAAGCUGUGGCAGGAGGGUAUCCUUCGGCAGGUACCGCUGGUUGGCCGGGUCGUGAACUGGUGGUCACCGGUUGCCAAGGAAACCGGCAUGAAGGGUCGCAGCCUCAACCUAACACAGGGUGUCGUCGAGAGCACGGAAAACAUCUACAAAUACCAUAUGCAGAUGACGCCGAAGACGUCGACUGGACUGGGAGGCAGUAAGGGACCGCCGGCACCGUUGGUACAGAAGCCGAUCGGUAUUAUCGCCGACGAAAGUCAGUCGUUCCAUUCAUGCAACACUAGCUCGAACUCCGAGCUUACGAACAGCGCCAGCAACAGCAACAUUCCGCCGGUUCUCGCCAAAUCGGUCCCAUCGCUUCCUUCGACGAUGACUGGCACGGUCAAAUCCGAGGCUAUUGAAGCAGUUGGAGAAAAAGCAGAUGAUGGAGGAGCAGCGGUUGCCGGUGGGGCGGCGAAGGAAUCGUAAAUCUUAGAAUUGAAACAGCACACUAGCCCGUAGAAAAAUCAAGCAGUAACACUGAUCAGCAAUAAUUGUCCGUUUUUACCAAAGCAACUGAUCAGCAAUAAUGGCGUCAUUUGUAUUUGUUGAGUUGAAGUAGAAUUCGCUGUGAGAGGAGCAAGAGAAGGAAUCUUUCUUUUGGACAAGAGAGUGAGAAGCAAAACGGAGCAGGGUUAGGGAUGGUUAGUAUAGAUAGAGAUGCGUACAGUCUGUUGCUUGUCCAAUCCCGAACGUUUUUGCCACCUCCGAAGACGAGGGUACUGGCGCGAAUGCUUCAGAGGUUUAGGUUGGGAUGUUGAAUGAGUAACGCUACAAGCAGUUAGCAAGUGGAGCAGCUCUGCACAUCCAGAAAACACACACACACACAUCCGAGUAUUUAACAUGUAAUCCGAAGCACGGUUCACGGAGUCCCUACCUCGGCAGCUGCUCUGUUCCGUUCUGUUCUUCCCGCCACACGGCUCGACAUUGUCGGCGGUGGGCGGUCGGCCAGCUGAAGAUGGGUUUCGCUCUUGCACUCAAAUCCUACCGCCUACUCGUUCACCUGUUACUACACGGAAUAUGUAAAUAACGCGAAAAUAUACGUCUUAAUGCUUUCGCGAGAACCACUUUCUUC
This is a messenger RNA of Anopheles darlingi, 3414 nucleotides long. Its product is annotated as pyridoxal-dependent decarboxylase domain-containing protein 1. NCBI's taxonomy places the organism in Eukaryota, Metazoa, Arthropoda, Insecta, Diptera, Culicidae. Gene Ontology annotation, cellular component: intracellular membrane-bounded organelle. The record is from RefSeq and is a predicted model, not a curated record. Bases 162 to 2768 code for a protein of 868 amino acids. Gene Ontology annotation, biological process: carboxylic acid metabolic process. The transcript has 7 exons. Gene Ontology annotation, molecular function: carbon-carbon lyase activity; pyridoxal phosphate binding.